CUAAGCACCUGAAGCAGAGCGCCUGGCACCUACUAAGCACUCAAUUAAGCCAACUAUGAUUACUAUUGAUCCUUUGCCAGACAGGCUGGGGCUGCAGUCCCUCCCGAAGGGGAUUCUCAGGCGCUGAAGCUAAAGGAUCCCUCCUUCCCGGGCCCCUGGCUUGGGAGGACACCCGGGCUGUUGGCCCCAGCCUCCAGACACCAGCACCCUCCAGCCGAGUCAGGAAUAGAAACCACCUCCUCCUGCCGCCCGCGGCCUCCCUCCCUCCCCCGGCAGCGAUCGAUGCGGCCGAGGCCGCGGGGGACGCAGGAAGCCAGGGAAGGAGCGGGCAGCCGGGUCUCCGGAGCAGCAAGGCUCCGCGGGGCCGCGGGAACAGACUCCAGCCCCGGCGCAGCCAGCGGCUCCCAGCCUCUGGGGACAGACGCGCAGGGUCCGGGAGGGGCCGCGACAGGCCCGCGCGCGCCGCAGCCAUGGUGAGCGAGUCCCCGGGGCGCGGCGCCGGCGUCCCCUGGCGGCGAAGCGACGAGGCGCUGCGCGUGAACGUGGGCGGCGUGCGGCGGCGGCUGAGCGCGCGCGCGCUGGCGCGGUUCCCGGGCACGCGGCUGGGCCGCCUGCAGGCCGCGGCGUCGGAGGAGCAGGCGCGACGCCUGUGCGACGACUACGACGCGGCGGCGCGCGAGUUCUACUUCGACCGGCACCCGGGCUUCUUCCUGGGCCUGCUGCACUUCUACCGCACCGGCCGCCUGCACGUGCUCGACGAGCUGUGCGUCUUCGCCUUCGGCCAGGAGGCCGACUACUGGGGCCUGGGCGAGAGCGCGCUGGCCGCCUGCUGCCGCGGCCGCUACCUGGAGCGGCGCGUGGCGCGGCCGCGCGCCUGGGACGAGGACAGCGACACGCCGAGCAGCGUGGACCCGUGCCCCGACGAGAUCUCCGACGUGCAGCGCGAGCUGGCGCGCUACGGCGCGGCGCGCUGCGGCCGCCUGCGCCGCCGCCUCUGGCUCACCAUGGAGAACCCGGGCUACUCGCUGCCCAGCAAGCUCUUCAGCUGCGUCUCCAUCGGCGUGGUGCUCGCCUCCAUCGCCGCCAUGUGCAUCCACAGCCUGCCCGAGUACCAGGCCCGCGAGGCGGCGGCCGCCGUGGCCGCCGUGGCCGCGGGGCGCAGCGCCGAGGACGCGCGCGACGACGACCCGGUGCUGCGGCGCCUCGAGUACUUCUGCAUCGCCUGGUUCAGCUUCGAGGUGUCGUCGCGCCUCCUGCUGGCGCCCAGCACGCGCAACUUCUUCUGCCACCCGCUCAACCUCAUCGACAUCGUGUCGGUGCUGCCCUUCUACCUCACGCUGCUGGCCGGCGCGGCGCUGGGUGGCCGGCGCGGCGCGGGCGGCGAGGAGCUGGGCGACCUGGGCAAGGUGGUGCAGGUGUUCCGCCUCAUGCGCAUCUUCCGCGUGCUCAAGUUGGCGCGCCACUCCACGGGGCUGCGCUCGCUGGGCGCCACGCUCAAGCAUAGCUACCGUGAGGUGGGCAUCUUACUGCUGUACCUGGCCGUGGGCGUGUCGGUGUUCUCCGGUGUGGCCUACACAGCUGAAAAGGAGGAGGACGUGGGCUUUGACACCAUCCCAGCCUGCUGGUGGUGGGGCACAGUGAGCAUGACCACAGUGGGCUACGGGGAUGUGGUGCCAGUGACGGUGGCUGGCAAGUUGGCAGCCUCUGGAUGCAUCCUGGGGGGCAUCUUGGUGGUGGCACUCCCCAUCACCAUCAUCUUCAACAAGUUCUCCCACUUCUACCGGCGCCAGAAGGCUCUGGAGGCGGCCGUGCGCAACAGCGACCACCGGGAGUUUGAGGACUUGCUGAGCAGCAUGGACGGCGCGUCGGAGGCCUCUCUGGAGACGUCGCGAGAGACCUCCCAGGAGGGACAGUCUGCAGAUCUGGAGACCCAGGCCCCCAGUGAGCCUCCAGACUCUCGGGGGUGUUAAAGCCAGGGCUGCGUGUCCCCCUUCCCAUGUGCCUAGAGUCAGCUGAAACAAAGACUCCUCCCCUGCUUCGUUUCCUUGUCGUAGUGAGACAGACUCAUGCUGGCCUGAGAAAUAGGCCCCUUCCUCCGUGGCCCAGAGCAGGAGGGCACGGGCACAGCCAGAGAAGGUCAACAGGAAGCCAAGGACUCCUGGGCCCCUGCUGUUAGCCAGCCAGAUCACAUUUGGCCUCAUGUUGGAAGAUGAGAAUCACCCCCUUUUCACAGGUGGGGAACUGAGGCUCAGAGGGGCACUGUCUCACCCCCACGUCACACAACUAGGGAGCGCCAGUCAGCUGUGGAAUGCAGGCUGUGGUCUGCCGAGUGUCCUGUCCACUCUUCUGCCCUCACAGAGUUUGUGUGUGGAUCCCCGAAGUUGAUGCAUAAGAUGAAAACCCUCUGUCGGAGUGAGGCAAAGGACCAGGCAGGGAAUUCGAAUGUGGGAGCCCGGGACCUCAGCUGCGGUUCUUCCAAUAGGAGGCAGCCUCCAGGUCUUCCAUCUCUCCCAUGGCCACCGGCUAGACCCAGAGCAAGGUAAAAACCGAAUGGAGCAGAGGAGGCACUGAAAGGCCAGUUCUGAAAUGCUGGCGGCAGGGGGCUGGCCACCAGGACCCCAGUCUGACCUGGGCCCCCGCCCUACCUUUAGUAAUAAUGGCCCAGGCAAAGGCGUGGGACUCCCAGCCCUUUAGGGCCCUUGCUGGGGACACAGCUCUCACACGCCCCCGCCGAAUCUUCUACUUGCUGAGAGUCGGGGGUGGCUCCUCCGCUCUGCACAUGCUGGGGCUGGAGCACCCAUCGUCCGUGCCCCCGAGUCCCAUCCCAGGAGCCUCAAGAUGGAAGACCUGGCUUGGCUUAACCCCAGGCGUGGUGCAGAGUGGAUAUGCAGUACGUGUUGAAUAAAGUGUUGACCCAGUUUGUUCAGCCUACAUGGAGGGGAAAGGGGAAAUAGCCAGAAAGACACCAUGCCCGUGCCAGGGUGUGAACAAGAUGGAAAGGGAGGCCCGGUCAGCUCUGCCUCCCCCGUCUCUGCUUCAUCUGUGACUUUUCUACGGUGAGUCCCUUGUAGACUGUUCGCACAUUCAGCACAUAUCCAUCACCAACAACUAUCAGCCGUGGUUUCACGUGGGGCCUGCAGUCAUCUUGUUUAGCUGAGCAGCAUUUUUAGGAUAUUUUAAGGACCUGAGUGGCCGUGUGUGAGGAUUGCGCUUUCCAGUUCCCUCACCUGGUCCCCCUGCCCACUCGGGUGUUGCACACAGCCACUGCUCACCUUAACCUCACUCACCCGGCCUCCGCUUUAUUGCCUGCUUACUAGGUGUAAAGAAAAAAUGGUUGACAAAAUCUAUAGCCCUCUACGCCUGAAGCAUACAGACUAGUAGUGGGCAGACGCUAGUGCAAUAAUCCACAUAAAUAUACCACAGGAGACUUAACACGUGCGGGGAUCGUAGCAUGCAUAACAUACCAGCGACCAUCGCCUUGGAAGUCUCACCCGAGCACAUGAUGACCUCACCUGCCACCAAGGGAGAAAUACACUACUUAGACCAAGGGGGUCCCGUGGUGGGCUAUUCCACGCAGAGGGAAUGGCACGUGUGAAGACCGCACGCAUGUCACGCACAGGGCCUAGUAUGCAGUGGGUCCCCGACAUACACAUGGAUUCCAAGUAUCCAGACUGGAACAGAGGCUGGGGCACAACCAAAAAGGCCUCCCAGGAAUUCACCACACACACAGACACCAGCCCUCCCGCACAUGUCCAGGCCCAGUUGUGCCCAGGUUGGGGUACGAGGAUCAGAAGAGCUGCAUGUACCCCUACGUGGUCUUGCCAAACAUAUCAAGAAGCCAGAUGGCUUCCAGAUGUUCUGAUCCCGUCAACGAAGAGAAUUGCCUGGCCUGACUCCACUGCGAGAUUCUGUGUGAUCUUGACCACAAAAAAAAAAAAAAAAAAAAAAAAAAAAAAAAAAAAAAAAAACUCACCCUCACUCCCUUGUUGUCAGUGAAAAUCAGUAUGCAAAUAAAGAGUGAGGCCCAGAGACCUGUUCCUGCUUGUGUGAAGCUGAUUUCCUGACUGCUGUCUUGACUAGG
Messenger RNA from Oryctolagus cuniculus (rabbit), 4081 nucleotides. It is a transcript of the gene KCNS1, whose product is annotated as potassium voltage-gated channel modifier subfamily S member 1. Gene Ontology annotation, molecular function: delayed rectifier potassium channel activity; protein binding. Gene Ontology annotation, cellular component: membrane; voltage-gated potassium channel complex. NCBI's taxonomy places the organism in Eukaryota, Metazoa, Chordata, Mammalia, Lagomorpha, Leporidae. Gene Ontology annotation, biological process: action potential; protein homooligomerization; potassium ion transmembrane transport. The record is from RefSeq and is a predicted model, not a curated record.